Molecule: messenger RNA, 1747 nt
Organism: Toxoplasma gondii ME49
Lineage: Eukaryota; Apicomplexa; Conoidasida; Eucoccidiorida; Sarcocystidae
Exons: 1
Coding region: 313-930 (205 amino acids)
Source: RefSeq, a predicted model, not a curated record
CGGAAGCUCUUCUCCUUUUCAACGCAAAGGAAUUCAGAAGGUGUGAGUCUCCAAACUCGCCUUUUUUUCUGCAGUCUCGGACACAGGUCGAACAGUUGUUGCCCUCUGCAGAGCCAUCCGCGGAAGUCGCUGGGCUGCGCGUCCCCCACUGCACAAGGGAGGGGAGGAAAAGGAACUAAACAGAAUAGAGGACGAAGAAGAGAAGAGAAGGAGAAAGCGAGAGAAGACGAGAAGACGAGAAGGAUAAGACGAAGAAGAACAGAGGAGAAGAAAAAAGGAACGGAUAAACCGUGAAGAGAGAGAAACGAAAAAAUGAAGAGUUCACUUUCGAGUGCGUUUUCUUUUCUUGGCACACGGACUGCGUUUGUCCGGCCACAGGUGCAGCGGGAGAUUCUGGAAACGACUGCUCUUCACCGUUCUUCCCGCCUGUCCUUGUCCUCUUCUUUUGUCUGCUCUUCACCUUCUUCCUCUUCUGCUUCUCCCUUGAGAUUGCACUGUUCCUCCUUCCAUGCGGCCCCCUCCUUGCCACCGCAGCAGGUCGGCCCCAGCAACCUCACUUCCGAUCUGAACAUGUUUCAUCGUUGGGUGGAAUCAUCCUUCCUGUCUUCCUCUUCUUCUUCCUCUUCCUCGUCUUCUUCCUCUUCUUCUCCCUCUUCCUCGUCUUCUCCCUUUUCUGGAGACCAGUCUGCUGCGUCUGUCCUCUCGGCAUGGGGCAAGCGUUUGGCCUGCUCUGCGCCUGAGGACUUUUCUCUCCUCGUGAAUUAUUUGCAUGCAUGCAGAGGCCUCGAAUGCCUCCUCGAACGCUACGGCGUCGGCGCCUCCCAACAGCAGCCGCCCGCGAACGACGGCGACGAACAACCAGCGCUGACGGCUGCAGCGCGCGCGGUCGGCCUCGCGCUUCCACACCAAGUGCAUGCGACCGACAACUGACCGCAUGCACCCUGUGCAGCAGAUCGCUGAGUGUAUGCGGACGACCAGAAGGCGGAAGGAGCAUGAAGGCGUUGCUUUGAGGGAGAAGAGCAGACGGGAAUACGUCCCGAGCUGGCGAAGGACGAGAGACAAGCACCCGAGAAGAGACUCUGGAUUGCCCGUUCUGCAUCACGAGUUCGCUCCUUUCUUGCUCAACUCAAAUCCUUGUGAAGAGGAGACUUUCAAGGCGGGGGGCAGAUGGUCUGGUUGUGCUCAGUGUACUAUCUACAGUGUCCCCCCGUUUACCCUAUCUGAAUCAUACCGUGUGCCGAGAAUUUGUCGGUGCAUGCAGUGAACAAAGGACGCCGUAACGCAAGCUGCACAGGUUUUUUUCUGCGUCCUCCACGUUGUCUCUUUCUUCUUUCCUCUUUUCUUCGUUGUUCUCUCUUUCGUUCUCCUCCUCAAUCUCUAUUCCUGUUCUCGCUUUCUCUCUCUUGUGGUGUACAUCUGUAUAGCGGUCGUGUUCCUUCGUCUUGUUCUUCCCUCCCUCUCCCUCUCCGUUCUCCUCCUGUCCUCGCUUCUUUCUGCCUUUCUUCUCUCUGACGUUUGUGCGUUUUCCUCAUCGAUGUUUCUGCGGCCGUUUCGUUUGAAGAAGAAGAGCGUGGAGUGUACAGUGCAGACGUCGCAGAAAACAGCUCUGAUAUGAGAAGACGCAUUUUCAACUUCAAUCCGUAUUGCUUUUCAAAGUAUUUCACCUAGUUCGUUACGCCGUCCAUGGAUCGGCAAACGAUAAGACCUGCACUGGCGAACAGGAGGUCAAGAUGCCGAUACUCUGAGC